GGAGGAGAGCAGAGUAUACCGCAGACAUCAUUUCUACUACAGUGGCGGAGCCGUGCAGGACCUGUUUCACUGCAGGGGGAUCCAAAACAAGCCCCGUGGAGCAGCCGCCAGCGCUUGCCGCCGCCGCCGCCGCAAGACACAGUUUCUCUCCCUCUGCCCCCCCUUCCCCACGCCACCCCAGAUCCAUUUACACUUUACACACACUGGAGCAAAAUGAGAGUUGAUUUUGAGGCCUCCCAAGUCGUGCUGCUACAGAUCGUGAGAAAGCGAGAAAGGGAGGACUUCAGCCUGCAGGAAAGGUCUUGAAACACGUGCGGUUCGGGGUCUAGCUAUUUUACAUUGAGCUUCUCUACUGCCACCCGUUGUACACGAACAAAAAUCUGUGUGAGCAUCUGCAGGGAAGGAAGUGACAGCUUAUGCUUCUCCGUUGUGAUGAAAGCCCAUGGUACAGGUGUUGUCACUGCACCGUGAGAGGUGGCGAGAAGGCGUCUGAGCUCAGGAGCACUGCGGCUUCUUGUGGGAAGUCUCCAUGGUGAAGGACAGGCCGGAGCUUCCUGCGAACGGCUCACAGUGAAUGUUAUUCCCGAGCAGCUGCUGGCGCGCCGCACCCCGCGGGGACAUGAUCCCUCAUGAAGAGCCUGGCUGCCCCGCGGAGAUCCACUGUGACUUUCCAUGUCUCCCACUAGACCCCGAGCCCGCCAGACAGUGAAGCAGCCACCGUGGAGGGGGGACGGCGAAAAAUGAAAUCCAACCAAGAGCGGAGCAACGAAUGCCUGCCGCCCAAGAAGCGCGAGAUCCCCGCCCCCAGCCGGGCCUCGGAGGAGAAGGCGGGCGGCGGCGGCGGCGGCAGCGGCAGCAGCGGUGGCGGCGGCGGCGGCUCGGUGCUGCCCCCCAGCGGCGACAACCACCGCGCCGAGGCCGUGCCAUGGCUCCCGGGGACGCCAGGGGGCGCUCGCGGCCACGGGGGCAGCAGCAGCGGCGGCGGCAGCAGUGGCGGCGGCGGAGGAGGAGGCGGCGGCGGCAGCGGCAGCAGCGGCAGCGGCAGCAGCAGCAGCAGCUGCAACAGCGGCAGCGGCAGCAGCAGCAGCGGGCGCCACGGGCCCACCGCCGCCGUCGAGCUGGGCUUGCAGCAAGGCAUCGGGCUGCACAAGGCGCUGGCGGCGGCGGGGCUGGACUACUCGCCGCCCAGCGCGCCCCGCUCCAUGCCCGCCGCCACGCUGCCCCCCUCGGCCUACCCGCCGCCGCCGCCGCCCUCGGGGACGCCCGUGUCGCCCGUGCAGUACGCGCACCUGCCGCACACCUUCCAGUUCCUGGGCUCCUCGCAAUACAGCGGGCCCUACGCCGGCUUCAUCCCGUCGCAGCUGCUCUCGCCCACGGCCAGCCCGGCCACCAGCACGGUGGCCUCGGCCACGGCCACGCCGGCCCCGCGCUCGCAGCUGGAGGCCUACUCCACCCUGCUGGCCAGCAUGGGCAGCCUGAGCCAGGCGGCCGGCCACAAGGCCGACCCCCGCCGCCGCCGCCCCCCGCCGCCGCCCCCGCCGCCGCCGGCCGCGCACCUGGGCCGCGGCGCGCCCGCACUCGUGGCCGCAGCAGCCGCCGCUGCCUCCCCGCCGCCCGCCGGCGCGCAGAGCCCCUUCGUGCACCUGGCUGGCUCGCCGCAGAACUCGGGGCGCGCCGCCGCCUCGCCCCCGGCCCUCCCCGUGCACCUGCACCCGCACCCGACCAUGAUCCCGCACACGCUCACCCUGGGGCCCUCCCCGCAGGUGCUCGUGCAGUACACCGACGCCGCCGCCGCUGCCGCCGCUGCAGGUGGCCACUUCGUGCCCCGCGACGCCGCCGCCGCCAAGAAGCCCGACGGCGGCCGGCUGCAGCAGGCCCUGCAGGCCAAGGAGCUCCUCAACGGGGAGAUGGAGAAGGGCCGCCGCUACGGCGCGCCCCCCGCGCCCGGCAAGCCCCCCGCGCACCCCUACGAGCCCCGGCACGUGGUGGUGCACCCGGGCUCCGGCGACUACGGCGGCCGCGACACCGCGGGCGUGCGCACGUCCGUGAUGGUCCUCCCCAACAGCGGCCAGCCGGGCGCCGAGCUGGACGUGCAGCCCGUGGCCCACCGCGACGCCUCCCCCUCGGCCCUCAAUGACAAGAGCGCCCUGCACCUGGGCAAGGCCGGCCACCACCGCGCCUACGCGCUGUCCCCGCAGCAGGCCCUGGGCCCCGACGGCGGCGUGAAGGCGGCCGCCGUGGCCACGCUGUCGCCGCACACGGUCAUCCAGACCACGCACAGCGCGUCCGAGGCCCUGCCCGUGGGCCUGCCGGCCACCGCCUUCUACGCGGGCGCGCAGCCGCCGGUCAUCGGCUACCUGAGCGGCCAGCAGCAGGCCAUCACCUACGCCGGCGGCCUGCCCCAGCACCUGGUCAUCCCGGGCACCCAGCCCCUGCUCAUCCCCGUGGGCAGCCCCGACCUGGAGGGCUCGGGCGCGGCCCCGGCCAUCGCCACGUCCUCGCCCCAGUUCGCUGCAGUGCCUCACACCUUCGUCACCACGGCCCUCCCCAAGGGCGAGAACUUCAGCCCCGACGCGCUGGCCACGCCGGCCGCCUACCCGGCCAUGGUGCAGGCGCAGAUCCACCUGCCCGUGGUGCAGUCCGUGGCCUCCCCGGCCGCCGUGCUGCCCCCCACGCUGCCCCCGUACUUCAUGAAGGGCUCCAUCAUCCAGCUGGCCAACGGGGAGCUGAAGAAGGUGGAGGACUUGAAAACGGAGGAUUUCAUCCAGAGCGCCGAGAUCAGCAGCGACCUGAGGAUCGACUCCAGCACGGUGGAGCGCGUGGAGGACAGCCCCAGCCCCGGCGUGGCCGUGAUCCAGUUCGCCGUCGGGGAGCACCGAGCCCAGGUCAGUGUUGAAGUUUUGGUAGAGUACCCUUUUUUUGUGUUUGGACAGGGCUGGUCAUCCUGCUGUCCCGAGAGAACCAGCCAGCUCUUUGAUUUGCCGUGUUCCAAACUCUCCGUUGGGGAUGUCUGCAUCUCGCUCACCCUCAAGAACCUGAAGAACGGCUCUGUUAAAAAGGGCCAGCCCGUGGAUCCUGCCAGUGGCCUGCUAAAGCCCACCAAGCCCGACGGCCUGGCGGGCAGUAGACACAGGUACGCCGAGCAGGAGAACGGAAUCAAUCAGGGAAGUGCCCAGAUGCUCUCGGAGAACGGUGAACUCAAGUUUCCCGAAAAGACAGGCUUGCCCUCCGCCGCGCCCUUGCUCACCAAAAUAGAACCCAGCAAGCCCGCAGCCCGGAGGAAGAGGAGGUGGUCGGCGCCCGAGACCCGCAAACUGGAGAAGUCGGAAGAUGAGCCACCUUUGACUCUUCCCAAGCCUUCUCUCAUUCCUCAGGAGGUUAAGAUUUGCAUUGAAGGCCGGUCUAACGUAGGCAAGUAGCGGCAGCGUGGGCAAAGGAGAGCUGGCUGACCCUCAUCAUGUGUAUCCAGAUUACUGUACUGUAGGCUAAAUAACACAGUAUUUACAUGUUAUCCUCUUCCUUUAGGUUUCUGUUCUAACCUGGUCAUUAGACUUAACAGCUGGGGUGGCCGGCUCUCACCACGUGGGUGC
Messenger RNA from Sorex fumeus (smoky shrew), 3590 nucleotides. It is a transcript of the gene ATXN1, whose product is annotated as ataxin 1. Gene Ontology annotation, biological process: negative regulation of transcription by RNA polymerase II; nervous system development. The record is from RefSeq and is a predicted model, not a curated record. Lineage: Eukaryota; Metazoa; Chordata; Mammalia; Eulipotyphla; Soricidae. Gene Ontology annotation, molecular function: protein binding; RNA binding. Gene Ontology annotation, cellular component: nucleus.